UUCUUCUCUUUAUUCGAGUCGCUUCCUUUCUCUGCAACCAAAGAGUGUUGAAAUGCAACAUUGCAGCUUUUCUUAUCUUUAGCACAGUUUGAAGAACAUAUGCCUACUCACUGUGUUCAAAGGAAGGAGAAAAAUCCAAAAUCUGAAACAAAAAUUGGAAAUGAAAUUAAAGAGAGAAAUCCCUCCAAGGGAUUUGAAAAGGCAAACUCCUUUUACUAUCGAAUCGGCAGUCACCAAUUCUUUCAAGAAGAAAUCAAGGGGAAUAGUUAAGCCUCCUAAAUCAGCAGUACUUGAUAAAGCUGAAGAAAUUCAAUCCGGUUUGAAUCCAAAUUACCCUAGCUUCAUCAAACAGUUGCUCCGUUCACAUGUCAGUGGGUCUUUUUGGCUGAAACUUCCAAAGGCAUUCUGCACUCCGAAUCUACCAAGAAAGAACAUUCUUCUUACUUUGUUGGAUGAACAAGGGGAUGAAUACACGGUCAAAUGCGUUGCUCCAAGGUUCGCACUGAGUGCUGGAUGGUCAAGGUUUGCCACUGCACACAAGUUAGUUGAGGGAGAUGCCUUGGUUUUCCAUUUAGUCGAGGCUUAUAAAUUCAAGGUUUACGUAGUCAGAGCAUGCGGCUUGGCAGAUGCUGACCUUCCUUGUGAUCUUCCAAGCAGUGAUAUUCCUCCACAAGGGAGUCUCCGAGGUGCCGCAGGUGCUACUGGAAGGAAAAUAACUAAGAAAAGCACAGGGAACCUAACAUAUCAUUCUGGACAACAUAUGGUUAUCCCGUCAACUUGUGGUGAAGUGAAUGCAACUUAUGGAACUCCUGCAGAAAAGCACAUGGAGUCUCAUCCUUCGAUCCCUUUCCUUAAAACUAAGCUUGAACAGCAUGAUGAACAUACUAGUGCUGUGGAGACAGAAUUCUUCAUGAGCUUGGAUAGUUUCAAGAUAGUAGUUGACGGAAUGCUUAUAGAUACCGAGAUAUCUGAAGAUGUUCGAACUAAAUACCACGAGCUCUGCUGCAGUCAGAAAUCUUAUCUUCAUAAACAUCUUGUCGAGGGACUAAACCGUAGAAUCAUUGCCGAAAUCAUCUCCGAAAUAGUAAAUAUUGUGGAUGCCAUCAGAUCUAGCAGUAAGCUCAGUACUCCCAAGGAUAAAUUUAAAGCAUGGGAGAAGAGCCUAAAAUCUUGUAAACACAUGGGAAUGAAUGUCGAUUUCUUGCUGGCUCGUGUGACCAUACUUCUGCAACAAUCUUCAGCAUUCGAUUACAACGCUGCAGUGAUAGAAGAAAACCGUCUGGAAGAGGAGAUAGCAGCUCGCCGUGUAAAAAUUCUUGAAUUAAGAAAUGACUGGGUGAGACUGGAAAGACAACUAAGAAAUCUGAAAAGCAACAGAGAGAAGCACGAAUCAGCAUUCCAAAGUAUCGUAAACUCUCCUUGGUGAUUUUACUUGGCUGCCAUGGGGUACUGUUCUGUUCUUAAGCUCUUGACUCAUGAUAAAGGUACGGAGCGCAAAUUCCAUCUGUUUUGUGCAACUGUUGGUGCCAAGUCUUAACCGGGAGCACCUUCCGGUUGGCCUUCCUAUGUUCGGGACCUCCUCAGGUAGUUGAAGAGCCUCAAUGACUGUUCCAAGUGUCUGUAAUUAUUAAAUACAAAUGAAAGCGCCUUAAAAUUAGUCUUCUACAAGUGUUGUUCGUUUAGGAAUGCUAAAACUGCAGCGCUUGUGUGCUGUCUAUUUGGAUGAAAAGCCACGCUGUAAUAAAAUUUUUGGUGUAACCUUAACAACAAAUGUCUGGGUGGUGUAGUUGGUUAUCACGUUUGCCUCACACGCAAA
Molecule: messenger RNA, 1816 nt
Organism: Papaver somniferum (opium poppy)
Lineage: Eukaryota; Viridiplantae; Streptophyta; Magnoliopsida; Ranunculales; Papaveraceae
Product: B3 domain-containing protein Os01g0234100-like
Exons: 6
Coding region: 161-1426 (421 amino acids)
Molecular function (GO): DNA binding
Source: RefSeq, a predicted model, not a curated record